Thalassophryne amazonica is the source of this 1146-nucleotide messenger RNA. RefSeq lists its product as uncharacterized. NCBI's taxonomy places the organism in Eukaryota, Metazoa, Chordata, Actinopteri, Batrachoidiformes, Batrachoididae. Gene Ontology annotation, molecular function: protein binding. The record is from RefSeq and is a predicted model, not a curated record.
AUGGUUCUCCUGUGCUGUGCCGUGGCCGUGCUACUGAGCAUUUCUGCAGCUGAUUUAGCUAGUUUUGACUAUGGAGGAAUCCCUCUGUGGAUCAACCGGUUCCUAGGUGAGCCCAGUGUGCUGAGCCUGCGGGGUCGCAUACACUCAGACUGGAACCGAGCCAAUAACCCUCAACCCUGCCCCACGCAGUGUGACUGCCCCAUCCAGUGGCCCACAGCACUGUUCUGUGACCACAGAGGACUGGAGGGUGUCCCUGACAGCCUGCCUGAAAGAACUCAGUACCUCUUUUUGCAGGGGAACAACAUCUCGUUCUUGUCUUCUUCUGCUCUGGCCAACAUUACAGGUCUGCGCUGGCUCAUCCUAGACCACAACCACCUGCAGAGCAGCAAGAUGGACCAAGCUGUUCUGCAUAAUCAGACCCAGCUGCAUUAUUUCUUUGCCAACUACAACCACCUGAGAGCAGUGCCCAGUGAUCUGCCAGCUGCACUCAGGCAGCUGUGAUUGGCCCAUAACCAGAUCAGCAGCAUCAGUGCCAGGGUGUUCCAGAAUCUGCACAAUCUGACGCUGCUGCAGGGAAACAGACUGCAAACCAUUUCACAGGGAGACCUCAGAGGUCUGUUCAGCCUGAACCUGCUGGACCUUAGUGGUAAUUUGCUCCCAACUGACCCCAGAGGUUUGCCAUCUUCUAUCCAUCACCUCUAUCUGUCCAACAAUGCUCUCUCUGGACUGACUGAGGACACCUUUGUGGGACUGGUCAACCUCAAGUACCUACGCCUAAGUCAUUGUGGUCUGCAGGCCGUCCCUCCACAGGUCUUCAAUCUGUCCAGUUUGGUGGAGCUGGAUCUUUCCCACAACAAUCUUACAGACAUUCCCACAGUUCCCACCACCCUGCAGUACCUUUUCUUGGAGGCCAAUGAAAUACAAGAGUUCAAUGUAACAAGUUUCUGCAGAGAGAUUGCCUCCAGGAUAAAGAUCUUACGACUCGAUGGAAACAAGGUCUCGUACCAGCAGCUGCCCCCUGACUGGGUCUACUACCUGCGAGUACUUCAGAGUAUUUACAUCUGACCUCACCUUCUGAAAUCAAAAGUUACUUCACAUUACAGUUAUCAUAUUCUGCUUGGUGCAAAGAUUAAACACGAGGAAUGG